This is a messenger RNA of Anopheles stephensi (Asian malaria mosquito), 4883 nucleotides long. It is a transcript of the gene SC35, whose product is annotated as serine/arginine-rich splicing factor 2. Gene Ontology annotation, molecular function: RNA binding. The transcript is spliced from 6 exons. The record is from RefSeq and is a predicted model, not a curated record. The coding region runs from base 181 to 684 and encodes 167 amino acids. NCBI's taxonomy places the organism in Eukaryota, Metazoa, Arthropoda, Insecta, Diptera, Culicidae.
CCAUUUUGUACUGAAGCAAGGUAGCCAUUUUUCCGUGUUCUAUUCCGCGUCGGAGAGAGUGUGGUUCUCAUUACAGUGCGUCGAUUGUUUCCGAUCGUAGAAAUCCUGCAAAGACUCAACAAAGUGUAUCGUACAGAUCAAGCUAAUUCGCUUUAGUGGAAAGUAAAAAGUACUUUCACAAUGAGUGGAUACGCACGGCCGCCCCCGAGAAUAGACGGAAUGAUUUCGCUAAAAGUCGACAACUUAACAUACCGCACAACACCGGAUGAUUUGAGACGCGUAUUCGAGCGUUGCGGUGAAGUGGGAGAUAUUUACAUUCCUCGCGACAGACAUACGCGUGAAAGCCGCGGCUUCGCUUUCGUCAGAUUCUAUGACAAGCGUGAUGCCGAGGACGCACUAGACGCUAUGGACGGGCGUAUGUUGGAUGGCAGGGAGCUCCGCGUUCAGAUGGCUCGCUACGGUCGGCCUACUUCACCACAGCGCCGUGGAAACCGAUACAACGGGCGCGAAAGAGGACGCUCCCGGGAACGGUACCGUCGUCGUUCUCGGUCUCGUAGCCCCGAACACCGACGUCGUUCGUACUCUCGCUCCAAAUCACGCACGCCACGCUCUCGUUCCGGCAGCAAAUCGUCCCGAGGCAAGGAUUCCCGCUCUCGCAGCCCUGCAGAACGCGGACAUUACUAGUGCGGCAGCGUGUAAAUUCUUUUAAAGAUAAUCCAACUACAAACGAUGGGAGAUGAGAGUUUGUUUUUCUAUCUGACGACACACGCGCGCCCCGCACACAAGAAGGGCAACUUGCGGUUUUUGCAGCUGCAGCAGCUGCCCCCUCUGCAGAUUUGCCCAUCCGGCCACUACUUUCCUUCCUGCAUCUUCUUCUAAAAAGCUGUCCAGUUUUGCAUCAACUGCGAUGAGAGAGCGAUACAGUUAGGAGAAGAAGCAAAGCGGAGGAUGGCGGCUAACAGAGCGCGCGGGGGGCAUCUGCGAUCAUCGUCCAGCGCUGAUUCCCGUGUCCUCGUGUGUUCACCCGGACGGAGUCGCGAAUGGCUUGUUGCUUGAUCGAAUGGGAGACAUGCUUCCGUGUUCUUUCUCUCUCUCUCGGGUAUUGCGGCGUAUGUUGAUCCUUCUGCUGCAACCUCUACGAACGAACAGCCUGUUUGGUGUUGAUGGCGAUCAUGAGGUUGAAGAUCUGAUGGUGACGAUGGCGUUGACAGGGGUUAUUCCGGCCAACUUUGCAGGCAUGUUGGAGCGGUGAAGGUGAAGAUGAUGCCGAUGCUGUUGUGGAUGCAUGGUGUGGUGUGGUGGUGGCGGUGCUACUCGCUGGGAAACGUUAGGAAAAACAGAACGGGAAGGCGCAUGGCAGGAGUAGUACUGAGAGAGGGAGCCCAUUCAUUCAUCCGCUGCAACAGAGCAAGGCAGGCGGUUUCCGGUUUGUUGUCCAGUCCGGUGCUGCCGAGCAGCAACGCUCUCGAUCGCCGCUUUGUCGACUGCCGAAAGAAGCGUGUAUGUGUAGCAAAGCGAAUCAUAUUCUCCUGGCCGCCGUUCUCCGGUUUCGGCGAUACACGACGUUCUGGCGAAUGCAUUCUAGCGGAGGAGAGAGGUGUUCAGCCGCUGCAGCUUGUUUCAUGCGGUACAUAAGGCUAGCGUGCUGUCCUGGAACUGCGAGAAGACUGUGAGCCGUCCCAAAAAUACCCUGUUUCGUCUGUGGCGCCGUGAACGCUUCGUGUUCUGCGUGUUUUUCUUCUCUUCUUCUUUUCUUCCAGCUGAAGUAGUGUGUUAUAUCCUCCUUUUCCCAAUUUCCAAUAGUUCCUCACUACUGCUGCUGCUGCUGCUACUACUAAUUACUGCUGUUACUAAAUGUAUGCAUUAAAAAAUAGACUGAUUUUAAUGACUUUUCAUGCGAUGGCUGAAGCUUCCUAGGUGCUUCGGUUUUUAUUGCGUCCUCUCAUCGAAAGAGAUGGAUGAAAAACUGUGUUUGAGGACCCUUUCUAAUGCAAUAUUAAUUUAACCAAGAUUUGUCAUUGUGAUAAAUCAUUGUGUUUCGUAGCACCAUGAACUAAAACUGAUGCGGGGCACCGGGCUUCAUACCACAGGCCCGAGGUUCAAAUCCCAUCCAGAACGUUCUCACUUCAUGAGGACUUGACUAUCCAACUACGUGGUAUCAUUAAGUCUAGUAAGCCAGAUAUGGCAGGCAUGACCUAAUAGGUCGUCGUUAGGCCAAAGAUGAAGAAGGUAUUGAGCGUAGCAUACACCAAAGAUACUCUCAACUGACCUUAUGGCCUAGAACUUAUUCUAUGGUCAAACCUAUAUCAAAGGACCUUAUCCAAUCAUUCUGCACCAUCUUACCGCUUAAGUUUAAAAUUGGCUAUAAAAAUGUGAUCAUUUGUUUAAUGCAGCUUUGUUCAAAAAAUAUUCCAUUGAGUUGUCUGUAUAGUUAACUUCUCAUCGUCAUCCAAAGUUAGUCUAUUUUUUAAUGCAAACGUUACGUCUUUAGAUGCUCUAUUUUGUGUUCCUUUCUAUCCGUUUAUCCGUGUGUAUGUUUCGGUGCAGCACCUGCGCACAUUUACUCUACUCGCGCAACAUCACGUCAAAAAAAUGUAUCGGUUCCCAUCCUCUAGGAGGAGAAACCUCAAUGCACACACAACAUCCCAACACACACAAAAAAUACUUGCUCUCUCUCUCUCUCUCCCACACACCACUUCCGAGCUCUAGCGAAUUAACAACCGUGUCAUUUACAUGUCUGUCCGAUCGCGCGUUAUGGAGAUAAUCUGCACUUGAUAGAGGGGAACAUUCCAUUAGGGGAUUUUAUCAUGAUUGAUAAGCCCGAGAGGAACGGCAGCCGCGUCGGAAUAUGCAAGGACGGCAACAUUAACGUAGCGCAAGCCAGCAGUGGUGUGUGUGUGCUGUUCUGCUGUUUGCUGAUUUCUUGUUUGACCAUAAAAAGGCGCAGCGAACACGGGGACAGAAGAAGAGUGGCGCAUCGAGCGACAUCUUUGGCAGUUUGGAGAGCUCACACUUCUGCUGGUUGCGCGAGCUGAAGGCAGAUGAGAGCAGGACAGCAGCGCGCGUCUUAUGGGGGAAUUAGAGUAAUAUGUGGCGGGAACUGCAAGCGUACAAGAAAAAGCGGAAGCGGAGUUGUAGCCGUGACCAGCCAGCAGCAGCCGCAGCCCGAGCAUGUUUUCCUAUAGCUUUUCGAGCGGUGCUGUGUGAUGUAGAGCUUGAUCGAUGCUACCCGUAAGAUGCAAUGAGGGAGAUCAUGCACGUACCAUCGCGACGAAUCUACAGAGAUGUUCGGAGCAAACGCGACGUUGCAAUUGUGUGAUUCGGGAUGAUGUUGAUGCUGCUUUCUUCGGUUCGUGCCAUCUAGCGACGCCGUUAAUGCACUGUCCGAUGGCAGCUACAGAUCGCCUGAGACAAGGGCAGUGAGAGAAUAUGGGCGAUUGCAGACGCGAGCGGGUGAUGGUGAUUUGAAAUCUACUUUUCAACGAGCCGUGGAAAAGCAGCCAGGAAUGCGCGGUUCGUUCUAGAGCAAAAGCUUAGCGUAUCGAAUUUCUCUUCCUCAUUCCGGAGUAUAUGUCGUUGUCCCUUGACUACUGUGUAUGUGUGUGUGUUUCCCGCUGCAGCGCGAGCAGGAAGAAGCAAAUCUUGCCCGAUGAUCGACGAGCAACAACCGUUUUUAAGUAAUAGAACCAUUCCAAAUAGUAUGCAGUUUUAUGCCUUUUUCCAGAUUUCGCUAUUGAAAACAACAUACACAAAUAUCGCAACUGCGCGCCCGGCAACAAUCAACGCCCAACACCAGCAGCAACUACAACAAACACGGCGUACACGAAUGUUAAUCGGAAGGCGUGCUAUCCAGCCGUACUCUACCGACCUGCGGAUGAACCGAAUACUGUUUGAGGGACACGCCGGAAGAAGUAAGCAUGCGAUUCCAUCGAUACCACAAGCGCAGUAAGUUUAUAAGAGGGCUAGCGAGUACCCUAAUGUAACGAUCUAAUACGGUGCCGAAUUUUAAAUGGUUUUGAUACAACAACAAAAACCCUGUUGUUUUUGCGUAGAUAAGAGCAAGAAACGCACAUGCAUCGCAGACGCGAAGCGAGAAGUUUGGAAAAAGAUUACGAUCACUAUAUAUAUGUAGUUUUCGCCCCACAACAACACAUUAUUUGCUGAUGAACUCAUUAGUUUGAGGGAAAUUAGGACUACAAAACAAACAAUGUAAUCCACCAAUACAAAUAGCAGGAGGAAGGAAGCAGUAGUGUACUUCUAUUAAUAUAGGUAAUUCCACGGCAUUUUCUGCAUGUCAGUUCCCUUUCUUGGGCGGCCCACCAGAUGAACCCCUGCAUUACAAACACAGUAGGCGACAAGAACAUUAUCAGAAAUCAGAAAACCCUGUACCAGCAAGCAAGCGUUGGACUCGUGUUACACGUUACGGUGGAGACUGGUAAGUUGGUCUGAUCGAGCCCCCUGGUGUUUUGCCGCCCGGGAAACGGAACUGCGAUUACAAAUACUUUGCUUUAUACAUUUCUAUCAACAAUGAGUUUGCAGACAGCAAAGAAUAGGAGCAUACUAACAUGGAAUUAACUUCUUCAUUAUCCCCACCCUUUGACCCAUUGUUGCGCUGUACAUUUUCCACAAUACGUAGUGUGUUGUGUUGCCUUUUCCCACCAACACACACCUGUUCAAAAACUUAUAUGCAUUGUAAUUUGAAACCGACAACGGCGUGCUAAAAAAAGGGAUUUAAGAAGGUAACGGCCAGAUUUGGGAUUAUGCUCUAACAUUAUUAGGGUUAGAUUUAAUUUUUUGUACGAGCAGUGAAGAUGCUCGCCUAUGAUUUAGAGACGACGACGGUUUAAGAGUUUCAACAAUAAAAACGCCCUUCAUUUUCUCUA